CACACUUCACACUUCACACUCAGCGCGCGCGCAAGCAGCUCCGCAUUUUUGGGAAGGAACGCCUUUUGCAUUUCCUCGGCGUGUUGUUGUUUAAGGGAGAGGGAAAAAAAAGCCCGAACUGAGGAUGAAAGUGAUCCUGUUCUUCGUUGUCUCCUGCCUCGCCUUUCAAAACGCAGACGGUGCACCUAGAAAGGCAGUGUAUAAGUUUGUGAAAUGUAACCCUGAGGGCGACCAGGCCAACUGUGUGACACAACAAAGUCCAUCAAUGGCAUGGAGUCCAGACCUACCCGCCAAACUGCCUGCUGCAACUGCACAGUAUCUGGAGGCUGAGCCCGAGGAGGAUGAGAGUCUGCUAGGGGAGGAAGAAGUGGAUUUUGAGAUGGAUGAGGACGAAAAGCCCGACGAAAUUGAAGCGGGCGAGUCACCUGUCGAGACCGGGGACGGUUCUGGAGGACAUGAAGGCUCUGCAGACGUACUGGCGGGAGACUGGGCAAUGGGUGAGACCGGCUCCGGAGUGUACUGGGCAGAGAAAGAUGGGGAGCAAUACAAAGAUGGGGAUAUGACCGGCAUGAGGCGGGUGUUCCCAAGAAAGUCUGUGGUUGCUGAGGCAAAACCAGCAGAGCACGAGCUGAGAGAAGACCACCUUCUGCAGCUGUAGAACUCGUGCACCCACCGGCCCUAAGAACCACACACAAGGCUAGCAUCUGUUUUUAUUUCCACAUUGUUUAUUCAAAUGGUAAAUUUUAAACCUAGUUUUGCAGUACCACCUGGUGGUGUAAAAACACAGUUGCCCAGAGAUUGACAAAUGCCUAAUAUAUUUUAUAUUCUCACUUAAAAGGUUUUUCAACCCGUAUUUGCGCUUUCUUGUGGAAAUGUUGUGUAAGUUGCAAUGUGCUUUUUUACUAUCAAUUUAAAAAUAAUUGUAAUACCAGUGCAAUAAGAUGGCACAUUCAUCCAUGCAUUGCUCACGCUGUGCCGCUUUACAGCUGUGGUUUGGAUUAUGUUCCUUUAAAACACACAAAAAACAUUUGUUGAGGUUAUUAGAUCCCUUUGUCUCAAAUAUUGUGAACCUUUACCAUACACAUACCAUACCAUUGGGAAUUUUUGGUCCACAAAGAAAAAAAGAGUAAGUUUUGUAAACCCAAACCCCUCAGGAAUGAAUUUGUGUAAUAUUAACCACUGUGAGCUGAUAUAUAUUGAAAAUAUAUAUUGUGCACCUGCAUGGAUUUCAACAUGCUGGGAGUAUUUUGUAUUUGAAAUAAAAUAAAGGAUUUAUAAGAACAGUAUCAA
Messenger RNA from Gasterosteus aculeatus aculeatus (three-spined stickleback), 1290 nucleotides. It is a transcript of the gene srgn, whose product is annotated as serglycin. NCBI's taxonomy places the organism in Eukaryota, Metazoa, Chordata, Actinopteri, Perciformes, Gasterosteidae. The record is from RefSeq and is a predicted model, not a curated record.